CGCUCGCUCCCGCGCGGAGGUCACAGAGAGAAGACAAGGCCGAGAUGGCGCUAAUUCCAUUUUUGCACGCGGCCCCGUAAUCCCCGCGCGCGGCACGUUAAAAGGUGGCUCGCCGCCUCGGGGGGCCGCAGAGCUCGUCUUCAUCCCGUCAGACUGCCUCACCCCGCGUUGCCGAGACAAGCCCAAAAAAAAAACCCACCAACCGUCGCGGCCAUGAACGGCACGGAAGGCCCCGACUUUUACGUGCCCAUGUCCAACAAGACGGGGCUUGUGCGCAGCCCCUUCGAGUACCCGCAGUACUACCUGGCGGAGCCCUGGAAGUACUCGCUGGUGGCGGCCUACAUGCUCUUCCUCAUCGUCACCGCCCUGCCCAUCAACUCGCUGACGCUGUACGUGACGCUCCAGCACAAGAAGCUGCGGACGCCCCUCAACUACGCCCUGCUCAACCUGGCGGUGGCCGACCUCUGCAUGGUGCUGGGGGGCUUCACCGUCACGCUGCACGCCGCCCUGCGCGGCUACUUCAGCCUGGGCGUCGUCGGCUGCUACGUGGAAGGCUUCUUCGCCACGCUCGGAGGCGAGGUGGCCCUGUGGUCCUUGGUGGUUUUGGCCAUCGAGCGCUACCUGGUGGUGUGCAAACCCAUGAUCAACUUCCGCUUUGGGGAGAAGCACGCCGUCUGCGGCCUGGCGCUCACCUGGAUCAUGGCUUUGACUUGCGCCGCGCCCCCCCUGCUCGGAUGGUCGCGGUACAUCCCAGAGGGAAUGCAGUGUUCGUGCGGCAUCGACUACUACACGCCCAAACCGGAGAUCAACAACGCCUCGUUUGUCGUCUACAUGUUCGUCCUGCAUUUUGUCAUCCCCCUUGGCAUCAUCUUCUUCUGCUACAGCCGCCUGCUGUGCACCGUCAGAGCGGCGGCGCAGCAGCAGCAGGAGUCGGAGAGCACGCAGCGGGCCGAGAAGGAGGUGACCCGCAUGGUGGUUGUCAUGGUGAUCUCCUUCCUGGUGUGUUGGGUGCCGUACGCCAGCGUGGCCUGGUACAUCUUCGCCAACCAGGGCACCCAAUUCGGGCCCGUCUUCAUGACGGCGCCCGCUUUCUUCGCCAAGGGCGCCGCCCUCUACAACCCCGUCAUCUACAUCCUGCUCAACAAGCAGUUCCGCAACUGCAUGAUCACCACCGUGUGCUGCGGCAAGAACCCGUUUGGAGACGAAGACAACGGGGCGGCUGCCACCGUCUCCAAAACUCAGAUCUCGUCCGUUGCCUCCAGUCAGGUGGCCCCCGCUUGAGCUGCGCAUCCCGACUGUCUCAAAGGCUCCCGUUCUCCCGCACCCCCACGCACCCUUCUGUCCCAUCUUGGAACCCACCGACACUGUC
This is a messenger RNA of Hippocampus comes (tiger tail seahorse), 1369 nucleotides long. It is a transcript of the gene exorh, whose product is annotated as extra-ocular rhodopsin. The transcript is spliced from 5 exons. The record is from RefSeq and is a predicted model, not a curated record. Gene Ontology annotation, molecular function: G protein-coupled receptor activity. Lineage: Eukaryota; Metazoa; Chordata; Actinopteri; Syngnathiformes; Syngnathidae. The coding region runs from base 214 to 1281 and encodes 355 amino acids. Gene Ontology annotation, biological process: visual perception; phototransduction; G protein-coupled receptor signaling pathway. Gene Ontology annotation, cellular component: membrane.